UUUGCCUCAAAAGAAAAUGCCAAAUGCGCGUGAAAUAAUGUUCGGUAUAUCUGCUGGCUUAUUUCCUCGGUCUCCAACGGCGGCUGCAAUUGGGCGGCGCCGCCUCCUUUCUGAAUCCUCCUUUUCCAUUCCGUGGUGGUAUAAUAACAAAAGUGGAUUAAGAUUGAAGGCAAUGGCCUCAAUUUCGACAGAUGUAGAAAAACCCCGGAAACCCUGGCUUUUCGUUGGCCUCGGCAACCCCGGGAAGCGCUACAGCGGCACUCGCCACAAUGUGGGAUUUGAGCUGAUUGACUAUAUAGCUGAAGCAGAAGGGAUUUCAACAGGCUCCAUCUCCUUCAAAUCUGCUUUUGGGAAAGGUUUCAUUGGGGAUGUUCCAGUUAUGCUUGCUAAACCACAAACUUUCAUGAAUGCUAGUGGUGAGUCUGUUGGUGCUCUUGUUUCAUAUUAUAAGAUCCCAUUGGAUCAAGUCCUCGUGAUGUUCGAUGACAUAGAUCUGCCAUUUGCGAAGUUGAGACUAUUACCUAAAGGUGGACAUGGAGGACAUAAUGGGAUGAGAAGUAUUAUAACUCACCUCAAAGGUAGUCGGGAUUUUCCUCGCUUGCGGAUAGGCAUUGGAAGGCCUCCAGGGAAGAUGGACGCUGCAAGCUUUGUUCUCCGACCUUUCAAUAGAGAAGAACGUGAAGAGCUAGAUUUCACAUUCCAAAAUGGAUUAGAAGCAGUUCGAAUUCUUGUGCAACAAGAUUUCAAUAGAAGCGCCACAUUUGUAAACAGCGCCAAAUCACUUCACACAUUGUAGUGAGUUGACUUUUUUCUGAUUUACAUAGCUUGAUGGGAGAUGGGAACAGAUUCAAAGUACCUUAGAAACAAGAUCAUUACUCAUUAGCAUUAUUUGGUGAAGUUGAAAACAGUUGCAAACUUUCAUGUCGGAUAUAUAGAGAAGAUUUAUUA
This is a messenger RNA of Salvia miltiorrhiza (redroot sage), 948 nucleotides long. RefSeq names its product peptidyl-tRNA hydrolase, mitochondrial-like. The transcript is spliced from 8 exons. NCBI's taxonomy places the organism in Eukaryota, Viridiplantae, Streptophyta, Magnoliopsida, Lamiales, Lamiaceae. The record is from RefSeq and is a predicted model, not a curated record. Gene Ontology annotation, molecular function: peptidyl-tRNA hydrolase activity. The coding region runs from base 17 to 796 and encodes 259 amino acids.